GCUCAUCAACACCCACGGCGGGGGUUCGUUUGGAAUUCCAUCAUCGCUUCCGCUCAUUAUUAUUGACUUUCAACCAAAACGACGCAUUGGCUCCCUGUGGGGGUGUGAUCAACUUCUGCUAGGGACUGCUGUGAUCCAGACCCCCACGAGAUAGUCCUCUGCGAUUCGCAGCCGUCAUCGCGUGAAAUAUGGCCAUGAUGAUGUGCUUCCCGCCAUGUGCGGUGCCUUGCGCGCCGUUGACAACUUUAAAUAAUCCAGCCAGUGCUCGAAUGCGCCGUGGUCGAAAACCCAUAUCCACUUUGCAAAGGUGAAGUUGGUCGACCUCUGCAGGGAUACCCUCUUUCAAGCUGCCUCAGCGCAUAUUGCCCUUUGGCUCUGGGCGCCCUCAACAAACGAUGGCGGACGUAAAAGAAACGAAAGGGCCCGACUUCGAUCCACCUCGGGAGAAGUAUGAUAGUUCUCCAGCAGAAAGCAAUAUCGCGGACGACUAUGCCGAUAUAAACGAAAAAUCGCUUCUUCGAAAACUCGACUACAAACUACUUCCUCCAUUGACGAUACUGUACCUUUUGUCUUUUCUUGAUCGAAGUAAUGUCGGCAACGCUCGUCUAGAAGGAUUGACCGACGAUAUUGGCAUGAGUGGAAACCAAUAUCUCACUGGUUUAACCUUGUAUUUCGUCGGUUAUGUCGUGUUUGAGGUCCCCUGCAAUAUUAUACUGAAAAAGACAACUCCCCGGAUAUGGCUUCCAACCCUCACUCUGAUCUGGGGCAUUGUUGCGACCCUGCUUGGUGUUGUAAAUAACUAUGCAGGAUACCUCACCUCGCGAACAGCUCUUGGUGUUGCCGAAAGCGGUUUAUUCCCCGGUGUGGUCUUCUAUCUAUCUAUGUGGUAUAAGCGAAACGAACAGCACUACCGCGUGGCUUUGUUUUUCAGUGCCGCUUCACUUGCUGGUGCUUUUGGUGGGAUUCUUGCUUGGGGUAUUGCGCACAUGGAUGGUGUCGGCGGCUACGCUGGUUGGCGGUGGAUUUUCAUCCUGGAAGGGCUAUUAACGGUGGUAAUGUCUGCCGUUGCCUACGUUUGGGUCUACAACUAUCCAGCUACCGCGGAAUUCUUGUCAGACAAGGAGCGUAGCUAUAUCACCUUUCGCCUGAAGCACGAUAAUGAUGCGACACGAGAGGAGAAAUUCACUUGGGGAGCAGUUGUAGAUGCUGUCAAAGACCCCAAGGUCUGGUUGUACGGACUUGGUUUCCACUCAAUGUCACUUCCCUUAUACACCCUCUCUCUAUUCCUGCCCACAAUCAUCAAGGAACUUGGCUACAGCGCGGCCAAAGCCCAGCUCCUUACCGUCCCUCCCUACGCACUCGGGUUUGUAACGACGAUUACUGUCGCUAUCCUUUCUGAACGCACUAGGCGACGGGCGCCCUACAUAAUGGGCUCCUCUGCGUUCGCUUGCAUUGGUUAUAUCAUUCUCCUUGCUGGACGCAAACCCGGUGUAUCAUAUCUUGGGACAUUUUUCUGCUGCGCGGGAAUCUAUCCCGCCGUAGCAAUUGUUCUAUCCUGGCCCGCCAACAAUGUCUCUGGCCAGACAAAGCGAGCCAUUGCCAACGCCAUGCAAAUAUCCAUCGGUAACCUCGGUGCUGUCCUUGGAACACAGUUGUACCGGACGGAAAGUAGCCCUCGAUACUUUGUGGGCCAUGGAUUCGCACUAGGGUAUCUUGUGGCGAACAUAACCGUCGUAUUCAUCCUGUGGCAGGUACUCAACCGUGAGAAUGCAAAGAAGGCGGAGAUUAGGGAACGUGAAGGUCUCCAGGCACUGAUGGGAGAUAUUGGUGAUGCGGAAGGCGAAUUCCAAGGCGACAAGGAUCCUCGAUGGAUCUUCCAGACUUGAAGAUAGACCUUGUGUUAUAGAAUCGGCGAAAAUACCGACGCGGAGCCAUCCGCUGUAAUCGAGACCUAUUUAUUGAGUAUUAGAUCGCAAUGGUUGGUUCAAACAGCCAUAUAAUUAGUAACUGGCAAAAACCCUGAAGUUUGUG
Aspergillus versicolor CBS 583.65 is the source of this 2031-nucleotide messenger RNA. RefSeq names its product allantoate permease family MFS transporter. Lineage: Eukaryota; Fungi; Ascomycota; Eurotiomycetes; Eurotiales; Aspergillaceae. Gene Ontology annotation, cellular component: membrane. The transcript has 7 exons. Gene Ontology annotation, biological process: transmembrane transport. The record is from RefSeq and is a predicted model, not a curated record. Bases 396 to 1886 code for a protein of 496 amino acids. Gene Ontology annotation, molecular function: transmembrane transporter activity.